AUGACGGCUGCUCAGUGUAUCUACAGAAAGGAUGCAUCAGACUUGCAUAUAAUUGCUGGAUCUAAAUAUCCUGCGAAUGGAACUGUCUACGGAGUGUCUGCUCUGUUUCCUCACCCGAACUACAAUCGAUGGAUUCGAGACAACGAUAUUGGUCUAAUGAAGACCUCAGAGAAAAUCGUAGAGACUAAUCUUGUUCGUCCGAUCACUCUUGGCUACGAUUAUCUUGUAGGCCACAUGAAUUGCGUUGCAACUGGGUUGGGUCCUAACUCAGAUGUUCUCAAAUGGAUUGAAGUAGAAACUGUAACUAAUGCUCAAUGCGAGCUGGCAUUACACCAAGACAAUCACCCAUUUAUAACGAUAAGGAAGGUGUGCACUAAGGGAAGACAUUUAGUAGGACCUGCCCAGCGUGAUUCUGGUGGUGCUCUUGUGGUAGCAGAUCAGGCCGUUGGAAUCAUUUCGUGGGGAGAUUAUUUCGAAUGUGGUAAACCUGAUGCUUAUGAAAGGAUUUCUUCGCAUAAAACAUGGAUCACCAAUACAAUGUCCAGCAUGUAA
This is a messenger RNA of Phlebotomus argentipes, 552 nucleotides long. RefSeq names its product chymotrypsin-2-like. Gene Ontology annotation, molecular function: serine-type endopeptidase activity. Gene Ontology annotation, biological process: proteolysis. The transcript has a single exon. The record is from RefSeq and is a predicted model, not a curated record. The coding region runs from base 1 to 552 and encodes 183 amino acids. Lineage: Eukaryota; Metazoa; Arthropoda; Insecta; Diptera; Psychodidae.